CUCAAGACUGAAUCGACGGUCCGAGCAGGGUCGGGCUUGGUCGGAUCAGCCAUACGCCAUGUGAUAUCUACAGAGCCCGAGGGGUCCACAUUUGGCCAAAGACCUGACGAAGAAUGGAUCUUCCUCUCGAGUAAGGAAUGCGAUCUGAGAGACUUCAACGCUACUACGAAGCUAUUCGAAAAGUAUCGUCCGACCCAUGUCAUUCAUCUCGCUGCGCUUGUCGGAGGACUCUUCGCCAACAUGUCUAGGAAGCUCACAUUCCUUCGAGACAAUCUCCUUAUCAACGAUAGUGUCCUACAGAAUAGCCAUGAUUUCAAGGUUCAAAAGCUCAUAUCUUGUUUGUCAACUUGUGUAUUUCCAGACAAGGUUGAAUACCCUCUUCGCGAAUCGAGUAUCCAUUUAGGACCACCUCAUCAGUCCAACUUCGGCUACGCCCAUGGUAAGCGGCUGGUGGAUAUCCAGAAUCACGCAUACCAUGAGCAGUAUGGUGAUAUGUUCACAAGUGUCAUUCCCACCAAUGUCUUUGGCCCCGGUGACAAUUAUGAUCUUGAACAGGCACAUGUCAUCCCUAGCUUGAUCCAUCGGUGUUACAAAGCAGAGAAAGAGAACAAACCUUUUGUCAUCGCAGGAACUGGCAAACCGCUCAGACAGUUCAUCUAUUCGAGGGAUCUCGCCAAGCUGAUCAUUUGGACCUUGAGAUAUUACGAGGAGAUAGACCCGAUUAUCUUAUCAGUCCCCGAGACGGACGAGAUCUCCAUCAAGGGGGUGGGAGAUGCCAUCGUGAAACACGUAGGAUACAAAGGCGAAUACACAUACGACACAACAAAAUCCGAUGGACAGUAUCGCAAGCCAGCGAGCAAUGACAAGCUGAUGAAUUGCAUGAGGGCAUCUGGACUCGAUUUCAGCUUCACGCCCUUCGACGAUGCACUGAGUGCAUCUGUCAAGUGGUUCGUGGACAAUUAUGAGAACGGUGCGCGUAUUGGUCUCCCUGAUUCUUGA
Messenger RNA from Kockovaella imperatae, 999 nucleotides. Its product is annotated as NAD dependent epimerase/dehydratase family-domain-containing protein. The record is from RefSeq and is a predicted model, not a curated record. Gene Ontology annotation, biological process: nucleotide-sugar biosynthetic process. The annotation marks the transcript as partial. Lineage: Eukaryota; Fungi; Basidiomycota; Tremellomycetes; Tremellales; Cuniculitremaceae. The transcript is spliced from 12 exons. Gene Ontology annotation, molecular function: GDP-L-fucose synthase activity.